AUGCCCGCGCUCUGGCUCAGCUGCUGCCUCUGCGUCUCGCUGCUCCUGCCCGCAGCCCGGGCCACCUCCAGGAAGGAAGUCUGCGAUUGCAAUGGGAAGUCCAGGAAGUGCAUCUUCGAUCAGGAGCUUCACCGACAGACAGGCAACGGAUUCCGCUGCCUCAACUGCAAUGACAACACUGAUGGCGUCCACUGUGAGAGGUGCAAGGAAGGGUUUUACCGCCACAGAGACAGAGAUCGCUGUUUGCCCUGCAAUUGUAACCCCAAAGGUUCUCUCAGUGCUCGAUGUGACAAUUCUGGACGAUGCAGCUGUAAGCCAGGUGUGACAGGAGACAGAUGUGACCGGUGUCUGCCAGGCUUCCACACGCUCACAGACGCUGGAUGCAUCCGAGACCAGAGACAUCUAGAUUCCAAGUGUGACUGUGACCCAGCUGGCAUCGCAGGGCCCUGUGACUCCGGCCGCUGUGUCUGCAAGCCAGCUGUCACUGGAGACCGCUGUGAUAGGUGUCGCCCAGGUUACUAUCAUCUGGAUGCGGGGAACCCUGAGGGCUGCACCCAGUGUUUUUGCUAUGGACAUUCAGCCAAGUGCCGCAGCUCUGUGGACUACAGUGUCCAUAAGAUCACCUCCACCUUCCAUCAAGAUGCUGAUGGCUGGAAGGCCAUCCAAAGAAACGGGUCCCCUGCGAAGCUCCACUGGUCUCAGCGCCACAGGGAUGUGUACAGCUCAGCCCGACGAUCAGACCCCGUCUAUUUUGUGGCUCCUGCCAGAUUUCUUGGGAAUCAGCAGGUGAGCUAUGGGCAAAGCCUGUCUUUUGACUACCGUGUGGACCGGGGAGGCCGACACCCGUCUGCCCAUGAUGUGAUCCUGGAAGGUGCUGGUCUGCGGAUCAGAGCUCCCUUGAUGCCCCUCAGCAAGACGCUGCCUUGUGGAAUCACCAAGACUUACGUGUUCAGAUUAAAUGAACAUCCAAGCAGUAACUGGAGCCCCCAGCUGAGCUAUUUUGAGUUUCGAAGGUUACUGCGGAACCUCACGGCCCUUCAGAUCCGAGCUACGUAUGGAGAAUACAGUACUGGGUACAUUGACAACGUGACCCUGGUUUCAGCCCGCCCUGUCUCUGGAGCCCCAGCACCCUGGGUUGAACAUUGUAUAUGUCCUGUUGGGUACAAGGGACAGUUCUGCCAGGAUUGUGCUUCUGGCUACAAAAGAGAUUCAGCGAGACUGGGGCCUUUUGGCACCUGUGUUCCAUGUAACUGCCAAGGGGGAGGGGCCUGUGAUCCAGACACUGGAGAUUGUUAUUCAGGGGACGAAAAUCCUGACAUCGAGUGUGCCGACUGCCCCCUUGGAUUUUACAAUGAUCCCCAUGACCCCCGAAGCUGCAAGCCAUGCCCCUGUCACAAUGGAUUCAGCUGCUCAGUGAUGCCCGAGACAGAGGAGGUGGUCUGCAACAACUGUCCGCUCGGAGUCACUGGCGCUCGCUGUGAACUCUGUGCUGAUGGCUACUUUGGGGACCCCUUUGGGGAGCGGGGCCCGGUGAGGCCUUGUCAGCUCUGUCAGUGCAACAACAACAUCGACCCCAGUGCCUCUGGGAACUGUGACCGGCUGACGGGCAGGUGUCUGAAGUGCAUCCACAACACAGCCGGAGUCAACUGCGACCAGUGCAAAGCUGGCUACUUCGGGGACCCUUUGGCUCCCAACCCAGCAGACAAGUGUCGAGCUUGCAACUGCAACCCCAUGGGCUCGGAGCCUGUGGAGUGUCGAAGUGAUGGCAGCUGUGUUUGCAAGCCAGGAUUUGGUGGUCUCAACUGUGAGCACCAAGCAUUAGCCAGCUGUCCAGCUUGCUACAAUCAAGUGAAGAUUCAGAUGGAUCAGUUUAUGCAGCAGCUCCAGAGCCUGGAGGCCCUGAUUUCCAAGGCUCAGGGUGGCGGUGGCGCCGCAGUACCUGGCUCAGAACUGGAAGGCAGGAUGCAGCAGGCGGAGCAGGCUUUACGGGACAUUCUGAGAGAAGCGCAGAUCUCAGAAGGUGUUAGUAGGACCCUUAGACGCCAGCUGGACAAGGUGAGGAGCCAAGAGAACAGCUACCGCAAUCGCCUGGAUGACCUCAAGACCGCAGCGGAAAGGAUUCGGGCCCUGAGCAGUCAGUAUCAGAACCGAGUCCAGGAUACCCGCAGGCUCGUCACCCAGAUGCGCCUGAGCCUGGCAGAAAGUGAAGCUUCCCUGAAAAACAGCAAAAUUCCUCCCAUAGACCACUAUGUGGGGUCCAAUGGCCUUAAAAGUCUGGCUCAGGAGGCCACAAGAUUGGCAGACAGCCAUGUCGAAUCAGCCAGGAGCAUGGAGCAACUAACAAGGGAAACAGAGAAAUAUUCCAAACAAGCGCUGUCAUUGCCCCACCAGGGUCUGAGUGAAGGGGGCGGAAGUGGCGUCUCAGACAGCUCUGUGGUACAAGGACUUAGGGGAAGAUUGGAGAAAACUAAGACCCUGGCCCAACAGUUAUCAAGGGAAGCCACCCAAACUGACAUGGCAGCGGAUAGGUCUUAUCAACACAGUCUCAGCCUUCUGGAUUCCGUGUCUGGGCUUCAGAUAGUGGAUGAUCGGUCCUUUCAGGUGGAAGCGAAGAGAAUCAGACAAAAAGCCGAUUCUCUCUCUAGCCUGGUGACCAGGCAUAUGGAUGAGUUCAAGCGUGUGCAGAGCAAUCUGGAAAACUGGGAAAAAGAAACCCAGCAGCUCUUACAGAAUGGAAAAAAUGAGAGACAGAAAUCAGUUCAGCUGCUUUCCCGUGCCAACCUUGCUAAAAGCAGAGCCCAAGAAGCACUAAGUAUGGGCAAUGCCACUUUUUAUGAAGUUGAGAACAUCCUAAAGAACCUCAGAGAGUUUGACCUGCAGGUGGAAGACAGGAAAGCAGAAGCUGAAGAGGCACUGAGGAGACUCUCCUACAUCAGCCAGAGAGUUGCAGAUGCCAGUGACAAGACCCAGCAGGCCGAAGCAGCCCUGGGCAGCGCCUCAGCGGACGCCCGGAGUGCAGAGAAGACGGCCAGGGAGGCCCUGGAGAUCUCCAGCGAGAUAGAACAGGAGAUAGGGAGUCUGAACUUGGAAGCCAACGUGACUGCAGAUGGGGCUUUGGCCAUGGAAAAGGGACUGGCCACUCUAAAGAGCGAGAUGAGGGAGGUGGAAGCAGAGCUGGCCAGGAGGCAGCUGGAGUUUGACACAGACAGGGAUGCGGUGCAGAUGGUGAUUACAGAAGCCCAGAGAGUUGAUACCAGAGCCAAGAAUGCAGGAGUUACAAUCCAAGACACACUCAGCACCCUGGACGGCAUCCUACACCUGAUAGACCAGCCUAAUGCUGUGGAUGAAGAGCGACUGAUGUUAUUGGAGGAGGAGCUUUUCCGUGCCAAGACCCGGAUCAACAGCCAGCUGAGGCCCUUGAUGUCAGAGCUGGAGGAGAGGGCGCGUCGACAGAAGGGCCACCUCCAUUUGCUGGAGACAAGCAUAGAUGGAAUUCUGGCUGACGUGAAGAACCUGGAAAACAUUAGGGACAACCUGCCCCCAGGCUGCUAUAAUACCCAGGCUCUCGAGCAACAGUGA
This is a messenger RNA of Marmota flaviventris (yellow-bellied marmot), 3579 nucleotides long. It is a transcript of the gene Lamc2, whose product is annotated as laminin subunit gamma 2. Gene Ontology annotation, biological process: axon guidance; tissue development; animal organ morphogenesis. The record is from RefSeq and is a predicted model, not a curated record. Lineage: Eukaryota; Metazoa; Chordata; Mammalia; Rodentia; Sciuridae. Gene Ontology annotation, cellular component: basement membrane.